AUGGCUUCAAAGCUCUUCACUUUCUUUACAUUUUCAUAUUUCGUUAUCCUUGCCUUGUUUACCUCUCCAUCUUAUGAGGAUACUAUUUAUAAUAGCAAUCCAACCCGUCUAGUCUCACCAGAAACCAUUUGCGAGUCCACACCACAUCCUCACUAUUGCAAAACACUGCUCCCUAACCAAACUGCCAAUGUCUAUGACCAUUGCAGGUAUUCUGUCCGAAAAUCUUUGUCUCAAUCCCACAAGUUUUUGAGAAUGAUAGACAACCAUCUUCUAAAGCGCAAAUCCACCUUAACAAAAUUAGCAAUUCAAGCACUCAAAGAUUGCAGGCAUCUGGCUGGACUCAACAAGAAUUUCCUCUUAAGCACUUUACAAACUGUUAACACUAGUAAAACUCUUUCUAGAAGAAAAACUGAACACGUCCACACCUUGCUUAGUGCCAUUUUAACAAAUGAGCAAACUUGUUUGGAUGGCCUAGAAGACGCAGCUUCUGCUUGGAGCAUAAAUAAAGGCCACACUCAUCCUGUUUUAAAUUACAAUACUAAACUAUAUAGUGUCUCUUUGGCUCUUUUUACCAAGGGUUGGGUGCCUAAGAAAAGGCGAAACACAACAUGGAAACCUACAAAGAAACAACUUGGUUUUCGAAAUGGACACUUACCGUUAAAAAUGUCAAGCGAGACGCGUGCAAUUUACGAGUCAGUUAGUCGGAGAAAGCUAAUUAAGUUACAGGGUGUUGAUAAUGUUGUGGUGUCUAACAUCGUGACUGUGAGUCAAGAUGGAAGUGGAAACUUCACCACCAUCAAUGACGCUAUUUCUGCAGCUCCAGACAAUUCUGCCCCGACUAAUGGGUACUUUUUGAUCUAUGUUACGGCUGGUGUGUACGAAGAGCAUGUGUCCAUUGCCGAGAAGAAGAGGUACGUGAUGAUGAUAGGGGAUGGUAUCGAUAAGACAAUUAUCACAGGAAGCCGCAGCUACGUGGACAAGUCGACAACCUUCGGCUCUGCAACAUUUGCUGUGGUCGCAGACGGGUUUGUUGCAGUGAACAUAACUUUCCGUAAUACUGCCGGGGCAAUUAAGCACCAAGCAGUAGCAGUUCGAAAUGGGGCUGAUAUGUCUACAUUUUAUCGUUGCAGCUUUGAAGCCUACCAAGACACCUUAUAUACACAUUCUCAGAGGCAAUUCUAUAGAGAGUGUGACAUAUAUGGCACCGUAGAUUUCAUAUUUGGCAAUGCUGCGGCUAUUUUCCAAAAUUGUAACAUAUACCCACGAUUGCCAAUGAGUGGACAAUACAAUGUCAUCACAGCACAAGGUCGUACUCAACCAAAUCAAAAGUCAGGUAUCUCGAUUCAAAAUUGUGCUAUUAGAGCUGCCGAUGAUUUGGCUUCGAGCAAUAGUAAUGUUCAGACAUACUUAGGAAGGCCAUGGAAGACUUACUCUAGGACAAUUUACAUGGAAACUUUCAUGGAUAGUUUGAUAAACCCUGCUGGUUGGAUUGCUUGGAGUGGAGAUUUUGCACUAAGCACAUUGUAUUAUGCCGAGUAUGAUAACACGGGACCUGGAUCAAUCACUACAAACAGAGUGACUUGGCCUACUUUCCAUGUGAUUGAUAAUGCUGAGGAUGCUGCUAAGUUCACUGCGGCUAACUUCUUGCUGGCUGAUGAUUGGUUGCCUCAGACAGGAGUACCUUACAAUGGUGGCCUAAUUCGAGAAGUUUCUUAG
This is a messenger RNA of Quercus robur (English oak), 1716 nucleotides long. RefSeq names its product probable pectinesterase/pectinesterase inhibitor 20. NCBI's taxonomy places the organism in Eukaryota, Viridiplantae, Streptophyta, Magnoliopsida, Fagales, Fagaceae. Bases 1 to 1716 code for a protein of 571 amino acids. Gene Ontology annotation, molecular function: pectinesterase activity; pectinesterase inhibitor activity. The transcript has 2 exons. The record is from RefSeq and is a predicted model, not a curated record. Gene Ontology annotation, biological process: cell wall modification.